UUAGGCAAAGCUAGCUUGAAACGCGAUCAAACCAGUCAGUUAGCUCACGGCACCCGGAGGCGACGAGUCGACAGAUCAGAGCAUCAAUUUCUACAACUAUUGACGACAUUUUGAUUGUUUAAUCGCAAUUUAAGGAGACAUUUGGGAGAAAUUCAGCGCCGUCGACAGAACACUGAGCCCAAGAUGAAUCGGUUCCUGGUCCUGCUUGUCGUGUUGGCCCUGGUCCUGGGCCUAGCCGCUGCGAGGUCUGAGCCAAGAAAAAACAAAGGAAAGAACAAGGAGGGCGGAAGGAGAGAAGGAAAAGGCAACAACACGUCUGCAGCCCAGAUGGAAUGGAUCUGGAGCGAGUGCGUGCCGAACACGGGAUCAUGCGGUAAGGGGCAAAAGAUCGGUAACUGCAGUGGUGAGCCAUGUGAAGUAGCCACGAAGACUGUCGACUGCCGCGUCAAGUGCGCAAAGGAAGCGGUCAACAAUGAAGCACCGGUUGCAGUCGAUGAUGAGGAAGCGGUCGCCACCGUAGCUCCAGCUCGAGGCGGUGGUAGACCCGGUAAAGGGCGUCGACCGGGCAAAGACGGGAACGGAAAGGGCCGGGAAAAUAGCGGAACCGGAAACGGAAGGAGGCCGGAGAAGCCAUCACGAGGGGGCCGUAAACCCAACAAGAAUGAUAAACCAGCAAAAGCUAAAGAAUGCAAAUACUCCCGAGCGACGCUAUCCGAAUGCGACCUGACCCGGAACCAAAUGAACAGGACGAAGGUCCUCAAGGGAACCCCUACCUCAGAGUGCCCGGAAGUAGUCGUUGAAUCCAUCCGAUGUGAUAGGCAGUCAAUCAGGAAUGAAAACAGAAAUUGUAACUACACCCGGGGUGAGUUUGGACCUUGCAACGAGACGACAAACCUUAGGACCAGAGAGGACACCCUCACCGACAUCGCCCAGGUUUCAGAGGAAUGCAGACUGGUCAGGACCAUUGAGCAUGAGUGCUCUAAACCAGAACAUAGAGGUAGGCCCAUGCGAUGCAGAUAUAACUGGGAACAAGCUCCUACCUGUAAUGAAACAACAAACCAAAUCACCAUGACUGGCUCGCUUGUGGUCGUAGAGGGCGCCCCAGCUGAAUGCGAAGCUGUCAGGACGCAUGAACUGCCUUGCAAGAAAGGAAAAGUUCCAUGUACUCUGGGUGAAUGGGGUGAAUACAGCGAGUGCCUUGACGGUAUGCAGACUCGAACCCGUGACCUGCAGAAAGGCCCUCACGUCUGCCAACGUCUCACCAAGGAGUCGGCCACUUGCGAGUAACAUGAAGAUGGCAUAUAACAUGCAAAACCGUCCUAAUAAUACAACAAGGAUUAUAGCAAGUUGGACUGGGCUCAGGUAGGGUAUGGUCCAGGGGUAUAGUGGGCAAGAUAAGAUAAUAUUGGGAGUGGUCAGGAUGAUGUGGGCGGAGUUUUGGUGAGGGAGGGUGUGGUCUGGGGUCGGAUGGAGUGGGUGGUCGGGUUAUUAUAUUUUGGUAAAAUUACAGCCGACAGUUUAUUUCUUAUAACUCAUUCGCAUAAAUGAGUGUAAAAUGUGUGUGAUUUGAAUUAAUGAAAAUGUUAAGGUCUAUUCAGUGAAAAAAAGUGAAAUCAAUCAAUGGUAGAUUUUAGAUUUUUAAAACUCGAAAAGAAAGGUGCAAUUAAAGAUAGUGAAGAAUGUUAUGCAAAUGUAAACGUACUAAUGUGAAAUGAUUCGUUUAUUUUUUAAUUGUUUGAUAUAACUAUAUCAUAACGAACACUUAAUGUUAUUUGUUAUGCUUUGGGGAUAAUUCUUUAUGGUUAUCAUUACUUUCGAAUUCGCCUGUCACCACAUAGGCAAUUCCAAUUAUUUCAUGUUUAAUGUAUUGUCACGUCAUGGUUAAAGAUGUUGGUCGUUAUAGUUUGCUGAUUUUUUGUACUUUGUAUUUUCUUUAAACUUUUAAGUAAAGGAAUAAAAGAUGAAUUUGAAGCGCA
Strongylocentrotus purpuratus (purple sea urchin) is the source of this 1976-nucleotide messenger RNA. RefSeq lists its product as uncharacterized. Lineage: Eukaryota; Metazoa; Echinodermata; Echinoidea; Camarodonta; Strongylocentrotidae. The record is from RefSeq and is a predicted model, not a curated record. The coding region runs from base 184 to 1287 and encodes 367 amino acids. Gene Ontology annotation, molecular function: growth factor activity. The transcript has 7 exons.